AUGGCCAAUCUCGCCGACGUCUUCAACAGCGUCGGUAGAAUAAUUAUUUCAUGCUGGGCGUUCCUAAUCUCACUCAUCGGAUUUGGCGCGGAGUUUCAGAAUCUCAUCACAUACAUUGACCACAUUGACGGGCACCCUCGUCGAGACGCCGCCACGCCCGACAACGACACUCCACCCGACGACGCCACACCCAACAGCAACACUCCACCCAACGACGCCGCACCCAACAGCAACACUCCACCCGCCUCCUCCCCGCCCAACGACGAUGUUCUGUUCAACGCAACCCUCUGGCAGACGUUCACAAGCGCGAUGCAGAAAAGUCAUAAAAAUUUGAGACUCGUGGCCUUUUUACAAUUACCCAUUGGGGGUGCCUUGACCUUCAUGAACUACGAUGCAGAUCACUACCAAUUGUUUCGAGUCCUUGGAUUCAUUUCUUUGGGUUUCGCAUGCCCAGCGCUGUUCGCCAGUCAUCUCUUCCUUUCAAAAUUUGGAGUCAUCGACCAGCAUACAAAUAAUCGUUUGGGGAACAUCGAGGUUUACACACCAUCACUUCGUUGUCCACCGGUUGAUGUGCCAUGCUGA
Laccaria bicolor S238N-H82 is the source of this 582-nucleotide messenger RNA. RefSeq lists its product as uncharacterized. The record is from RefSeq and is a predicted model, not a curated record. The transcript has 2 exons. Lineage: Eukaryota; Fungi; Basidiomycota; Agaricomycetes; Agaricales; Hydnangiaceae. The coding region runs from base 1 to 582 and encodes 193 amino acids.